GCCGCCGCGGGCAGGCGAGGGGCGGCCGGGCCGCGCCGGGCGCGCAGGAUGCUCCGGUCGCUUUGGAGUUUCCUCAAGCGGCAUAAGAAGAAAUGCCUCGUCCUCGGCACUUUCCUCGGCGGAGUCUAUUUACUUGGAAAAUAUGGGCAGAAGAAAAUCAGAGAAAUUCAAGAACGAGAGGCAGCUGAAUACAUAGCCCAAGCACGAAGGCAGUAUCAUUUUGAAAGCAAUCAGAGGACGUGCAAUAUGACAGGUCUUUUUUUUCUUUUAAUAACAGUGCUGUCAAUGCUUCCAACAUUGAGGGAUGCUUUAAUGCAUCAAUUAAAUUCUGAGAGUCUCACAUCUCUUCUUAAAAAUAGGCCAGCAAACAAGUUAGAAAUAUGGGAGGAUUUAAAGAUAAUAAGUUUCACAAGAAGCAUUGUAGCUGUAUAUAGUACCUGUAUGCUGGUAGUUCUUUUGCGAGUCCAGUUAAAUAUUAUUGGCGGUUACAUCUACCUAGAUAAUGCUGCACUCUGCAGAAAUGGCACAACACUACUAGCUCCCCCUGAAGUUCAGCAGCAAUAUUUAUCGAGUAUUCAGCACCUUCUAGGAGAUGGACUGACUGAGUUAAUAACUAUUGUUAAACAAGCUGUGCAGAAAGUUUUUGGGAGUAUCUCCCUUAAACACACCCUAUCUCUUCUGGAGCUGGAACAGAAACUUAAAGAUAUCAGGGAAGUAGUGGAGCAUAAAGAUUCAGAUCAGGGUGUAUCUUACUCUCCCUUAUGUCAUUAUCUGAUGCCAGAUGAAGAAAACCCCUUGGCUGCCCAGGCCUAUGGACUCACAGAAAGAGACAUUGCUACAAUUAAGUUACUUAAUGAAACUAGAGAUAUGCUAGAAAGUCCAGACUUCAGUACAGUUUUGAGCACCUGUUUAAACAAAGGAUUCAGUCGACUGCUGGAUAAUAUGGCAGAGUUUUUUAGACCUACUGAACAGGACCUCUCUCAGAAUGGCUCUGUAAAUAGUCUUUCCAGCGUCAGUCUUCCUUUAGCCAAGAUAAUUCCAAUAAUAAAUGGACAGAUCCAUUCGGUAUGCAGUGAAACACCCAGUCACUUUGUUCAGGACCUGUUGACAAUGGAACAAGUGAAAGACUUUGCUGCUAAUGUUUAUGAAGCUUUUAGUACCCCUCAGCAACUAGAGAAAUGAACUGCACAUUUAUAGGAGUAGAGUAUGUAUUUAUAACAAAUCGUUGUGACUACUGAUGAGACCUGGGUUAAUUUUAUAACGGUGUAAGAGCGGUAGGCCAGCAGAAAGAACAGUCUGAAAGAAAGAGGGAGUGAGCCCAUAUUUGUUCUAACAGAGUUCUGUUUCAAAGACCUAUUAAAAAUACUCUUCUUGAAAGAAUCAUUAUCUGUAAAAACUUUUCUAUUAAAAAAAUGGUCAACCUCUUCCGUAAUUCAUUUGAUGAUUUUUAUUGCAUCCCAAAGGCUUCUGGUGGCAGUAGGACACAUCCUACUAAAAAAUCCAUUUGUUUGCCUGAGGUGUGUAAGUCUUGGAAAAAAAAAUCUAACGAUCACAGUGAUCUAAGAAUAGCACAGAGCAGCAGGAUGAAGUAAGGCUUUUAGUUUUUCUUCUUAAAGAAAUUAAAACCUUUUUUUUCUUUCCCCUUGACUUUACAAAUUUUACUCCAAAGGGUCUCUCCUCCUUCCAAGAGCCUUUGCCAAUCGACGUACAUUCUUCUUGAACAAGACAGUGGCGUGCUCUCUGUUAUUUAAUACUAAAGGAAUUUGCUGUUCGGACAGCUACACUGUAAACAUUAACUUGUAAAUAUUUUAUCUUAAUUUGUAUUAAUUUUGAGCCCAGUUGUCUGUAUUGUAAUAAAAUAUUUUAAUGUAAAA
Colius striatus (speckled mousebird) is the source of this 1874-nucleotide messenger RNA. It is a transcript of the gene PEX3, whose product is annotated as peroxisomal biogenesis factor 3. Gene Ontology annotation, cellular component: peroxisomal membrane. The coding region runs from base 49 to 1182 and encodes 377 amino acids. Lineage: Eukaryota; Metazoa; Chordata; Aves; Coliiformes; Coliidae. Gene Ontology annotation, molecular function: protein-macromolecule adaptor activity. The record is from RefSeq and is a predicted model, not a curated record. Gene Ontology annotation, biological process: protein import into peroxisome membrane. The transcript is spliced from 12 exons.